UGAAUAUUGUCGAACUUCUGUAUAUACCGUGACUAAGGACUGUCCACUUCAAGUCUGUAUUCACAAUUAAAAACCAAGGUCGUCUUGACUCGGGCAUCUGGAUCCCUGCCUUGAAGGCCCCUAGGGUUGGCAAGACAGCUAUUGUGUGUGGCAGGGUGUUCCACAGGCGGAUGGCCGAAAAGAAGAUGAGUCUUGAUCCGGGAGUGCUGCACACGAUGAAUCUAGAUCUCAUUAAAUAUCAGUACUAAUUAAGACAUUUUAACUAUAGUUAACUCAAAUUGUUGAUUUAUGUUGUUGUUCUGUAUAAUAAUUUGGCUGUGUAUAUACAUGUAUUAAACAUGUAUUACCGGUAAACUAAAUACUCUCUUUUCUGUUUUCCAGGCUGUUUGGGCUGGCUGGGGCCAUGCUUCAGAGAAUCCCAAGUUACCAGAACUACUCCAUAAAAACAGAAUCAUAUUUAUUGGUCCACCAGAGGGACCUAUGUGGGCCCUGGGAGACAAGAUUGCCUCCUCUAUUGUAGCCCAGACUGCUAAGGUCCCCACCAUGCCAUGGAGUGGAUCAGGUUUGACCCUGAACUACUCUAAGAGUGACAAUAAGCCAGUGAACGUGCCCCAGGACCUGUACAGGAAGGGGUGUGUCGUCGACAUGGACGAGGGUCUGAAAUCGGCCAAUAAGAUCGGGUUUCCUGUCAUGAUCAAAGCCUCGGAGGGAGGGAGAGGGAAGGGCAUCAGGAAGGCAGAGAAAGCAGACCACUUCCCCAAUCUCUUCAGACAGGUGCAGGCUGAGGUUCCGGGAUCCCCCAUCUUCAUCAUGAAGCCGGCGACACACGCCCGUCACCUGGAGGUUCAGAUCCUGGCGGAUAACUACAGUAACGCCAUCUCCCUGUUUGGGAGGGACUGCUCCAUCCAGAGGAGACAUCAGAAGAUCAUAGAGGAGGCCCCCGCCUCUAUAGCCAAACCCGAGGUGUUCGAAAAGAUGGAACAGGCUGCGGUGACCCUGGCUAAGAUGGUGAGGUACGUCAGUGCCGGUACGGUGGAGUACGUACCUAUAUAACGAGGAGACGGAGACGUUCCACUUCCUGGAACUCAAUCCAAGACUACAGGUGGAACAUCCGUGUACGGAGAUGGUGGCCGACAUCAACCUACCGGCCGCACAG
Messenger RNA from Saccostrea cuccullata (small rock oyster), 1156 nucleotides. Its product is annotated as acetyl-CoA carboxylase 1-like. The transcript is spliced from 5 exons. Lineage: Eukaryota; Metazoa; Mollusca; Bivalvia; Ostreida; Ostreidae. Gene Ontology annotation, biological process: fatty acid biosynthetic process. Gene Ontology annotation, molecular function: ATP binding; acetyl-CoA carboxylase activity. The record is from RefSeq and is a predicted model, not a curated record. Gene Ontology annotation, cellular component: mitochondrion. Bases 481 to 1053 code for a protein of 190 amino acids.